AUGGUUCAUCCUCUCGUCAUCACGGCUGCUGCGACCGCAGGCGUCGGUGCAGCAGUAGCCUUCGAACUCGCCGUCUUCCGGCCCUGGCGCGACGAGAAUUGGCCGCAUGGCUUUGGCGAAGGCGUUCGCAACGAGUUCCUCAAACUCCGUCGAGAACUUGAGCAGGCAGUCGACGAGAUCUCUGGCGACUUACGCACGCUUCGAGACGGUCGAAGACGUGCCAACCAGCGUAAUGGCAGCCCGCAUCGUCGGCUCAGCGACGAUGAGCUGGACGACUUCCGCAGAGGCGUAGGCGAAGAGGCGAGCAGCGAGAGCGCUCAGCACGAAUUUGAGAUGCACGAACGUCAGGCUUCCGCCUACCGAGAUCGACUGAAAGCUCCGAUGACCGACAGCCUUACAAGCGGCAGGGAUCAGCAAGAUGCUACGCUGAGACGAAGGAGACCAGCAGGCGCAGAUGCUGCAGGAGAAAGACGAUCGGCCGUUACUGUGCCAGUGAUCGAUUUGAGGAGAUCCAAGUCGCCAGAAGUUCCGCAUCACAGUCUUGGCGAUGACCUGUCGACCUCGUCAAAGGCGAAUGACACGACCUCAGCGACGCCCAGUCCUCUCGAGACCAUGCUCAAGAAUGAUUCCGAUGGCAAGACAUUGGAAAUUUCGCAGACUGGGAUGAUUGGAGACGAGGCUGACAGCGACGCUGCGAGGAAUGGACUGCUUGGCCUCGAUUUCUGCGGACAGGCGUCGUUAUCUCCCAGUCAUCAGGACAGCCGAGCCACGACUAUAGAUCCAUUCGAAGAUGUGGUCGACGGCACUGCAUCGUCUUGGCAUGCUGUGUUCAGCGACCGAACGACCGAGCGCGAUGCUCAGGACUUGGAAGACGGAACGGACGAGGGACACUUGGUCUUGGACACCAACGGGCUUUCACAAACACUCUCGGACCAGCAGCAUUCUUUCCACGACCUGUACAUCGAUACUCGAGGUAGCAACGCCUCCGGGUCUCCCAAUUCCGUGUACCGCUCCAACAGGGCGCUGCACUCCCCAAGCCUAUCAGCAGUCCGUACGAGUUCGAACUCGGGACGCUCAGGAAGCGAGCCGGACUUUGAAGUGCUCAGCGAUACAGCCGACUCACAAGGAAGGUGGAGUCAUGUUGAUGCGCCACCCAGCCCGACUAUCUCUAGUGGCAGUGAACCGGCCGCUGUGCGAGGUAUCGACGCGAUGUCGGUGGCUAGCGACGGCCAGGAAAGCUGGGCCGAGCUGAGCGAGCCUGGUUCGGAUGGAGAUGACGCUGGUCGAGGAGACACCAGAGUGCGCUCUCUACGUGGCUAG
Messenger RNA from Pseudozyma hubeiensis SY62, 1320 nucleotides. RefSeq lists its product as hypothetical. The record is from RefSeq and is a predicted model, not a curated record. The transcript has a single exon. Lineage: Eukaryota; Fungi; Basidiomycota; Ustilaginomycetes; Ustilaginales; Ustilaginaceae. Bases 1 to 1320 code for a protein of 439 amino acids.